Molecule: messenger RNA, 1678 nt
Organism: Marmota monax (woodchuck)
Lineage: Eukaryota; Metazoa; Chordata; Mammalia; Rodentia; Sciuridae
Gene: Htr5a
Product: 5-hydroxytryptamine receptor 5A
Exons: 2
Coding region: 352-1422 (356 amino acids)
Biological process (GO): G protein-coupled receptor signaling pathway, coupled to cyclic nucleotide second messenger; chemical synaptic transmission
Cellular component (GO): plasma membrane; dendrite
Molecular function (GO): G protein-coupled serotonin receptor activity; neurotransmitter receptor activity
Source: RefSeq, a predicted model, not a curated record
GCACCCACAAGCCGCGGGGCCGACCCGCGAGACGCUGGGCUCCGAGCGACCGGACAGCGUCUCCGCGGAGGUGAGGCACCCGGGACGAGUCACCUCUUAGGCGGCCCUGGUGGGAGGCUCAGCUCCUGGACCCUGCUCUCCGAGACCCCGCCUGCAGCCCGCCUCCCCCGUCUCACUCCAUCUCUCCGGGACGCUCGCCGGCAGGAGGUUGGGCCCCAUUCAAGGCGCUGCCCAGAGAGCUUCCACUGACUAGAGGUUGCCAGCGCCCACACUGGCUCUGGGGGCAGUGGCCACCUUGAGUCCCCUGAACACCCUUUGUGCGAGCCCCGUGGCCCGUGUUCUGGUCCGGAGAUGGAUUUGCCUGUGAACUUGACCUUCUCCCUCUCCACUCCUUCCUUUCUGGAGCCCAACCGCAGUCUUGGUGCGGAAAACCUGCGCCCCAGCCCACCCCUCCCCUCCGUCUUUGGAGUGCUUGUUCUGACCCUGCUAGGCUUUCUGGUAGUGGCCACGUUUGCCUGGAACCUGCUGGUGCUGGCGACUAUCCUCCGAGUGCGCACUUUCCACCGUGUGCCACACAACCUGGUGGCAUCCAUGGCCAUCUCGGACGUGCUGGUGGCCGCGCUGGUCAUGCCGCUGAGUCUGGUGCAUGAGCUGUCGGGGCGCCGCUGGCAGCUGGGCCGACGUCUAUGCCAGUUGUGGAUUGCGUGCGACGUGCUUUGCUGCACAGCCAGCAUCUGGAAUGUGACGGCCAUAGCCCUAGACCGCUACUGGUCCAUCACGCGCCACCUGGAGUACACGCUCCGCGCCCGCAAGCGCAUCUCCAAAGUGAUGAUCAUGCUUACCUGGGCACUCUCGGCUAUCAUCUCUCUGGCCCCGCUGCUUUUCGGCUGGGGGGAGACAUAUUCUGAACAGAGUGAGGAGUGCCAGGUCAGCCGUGAGCCCUCCUACACCAUCUUCUCCACCGUGGGCGCCUUCUACUUGCCGCUGUGCGUGGUGCUCUUCGUCUACUGGAAGAUCUACAAGGCCUCCAAGUUCCGCGGGGGCUCCAGGAAGACCAACAGAGUCUCACCUGAACCUGAAGUUGUGGAGGUGAAGAACUCUGCUCAGCAGCCCCAAAUGGCGUUCACGGUCCGCCGAGCCACUGUCACCUUCCAGACAGAAGGAGACACGUGGCGGGAACAGAAGGAGCAGAAGGCGGCCCUCAUGGUGGGCAUCCUCAUCGGGGUGUUCGUGCUCUGCUGGAUCCCCUUCUUUGUCACCGAGCUCAUCAGCCCCCUCUGCUCCUGGGACGUCCCUGCUGCCUGGAAGAGCGUCUUCCUCUGGCUCGGCUACUCCAACUCCUUCUUCAACCCGCUCAUCUACACGGCCUUCAACAAGAACUACAGCAGCGCCUUCAAGAGCUUCUUCUCCAGGCAGCACUGAGGAGAGGCCGGCCGGUUCUCCUACAGCCCCGGGGACGUCCUCCAGGUGCCCCAGGCCCACCUCAGAACUCGGUGGGCUCGGUUCUGCACUCGCCCCAGGGACAGGCCUCCGGAGGCUCUGGUGCCACCACCUGGCGCUCUGCGGCAGCCACUCGCCUGCCAAAAGCCUCUCCUUCCGCAAGCCCACCCCAGCGUGGCUGUCGGAGGAGGCGGAGGAAAGGGAGGAGGCAGAGCAAGGGCAGAGGGAGGGACGUCAG